CCACAGAUCUUCGAAUGCAGAUAUUGCCUGUCUGCGUCCCACAACGAGUACACGGAAUAUGGUGGAUAAGAAGAGCUUCAAGUAAGCAUCAGAACUGCGCCUUCAGGUCACAUUAUCUGCUGCACCUUGGGCUCCUCUUAUUGCUUUUGGCAGUCGGAACCUCAGGAGCAAGCGCAUUAAUGAGUUCAGACGCCACAAGGCCUGAAACCUUUUGUAAUGCGAGUGGAGUUGCUGACUCGAUGCCAUCUGCGAAUGAGGAAGCAGGUGUGGGUACGAGGCUCUUGCAUGAGGACAGUCACAUCAAAGUGUGGGAGAUGGUGCUGCAGCCCGGUGAGCUCGCUCCCCUACACACACACGAGUACCCCUAUACCUUCAUCGUGCAGUCUGGCUCUACGCUCGAAGUACGGGGAGCAUCCGAUGAGCACUUAAGCACUGUCACCGCCGAGGUCGGCCAAGUCUUUUCUUUCACUCUUGAAGGU
Molecule: messenger RNA, 479 nt
Organism: Nannochloropsis gaditana CCMP526
Product: cupin 2 barrel domain-containing protein
Exons: 4
Source: RefSeq, a predicted model, not a curated record